Molecule: messenger RNA, 1161 nt
Organism: Blumeria graminis f. sp. triticale
Lineage: Eukaryota; Fungi; Ascomycota; Leotiomycetes; Helotiales; Erysiphaceae
Source: the annotation of a GenBank genome assembly
AUGGCCGUCGAAGUUGCCUUUGGAUUAUUGCAAAUCUUCGCUGCUGGACAACUUAUAGCUAGUGCUAUCAAUGAUAAACCAGAUGUUUCUGAUUUUUACAACAUUAGGAUGGAAAUUGGGAAUACUCCUGAUGCCGGAGGUAACCCACCAACAGUUGUAUUAAGAGAUUUUGCGCAAACCGAAUUUAGAGGAGUCUUGCAAGGAACCAGCGAAGAUCCUGAGGACCAGUGCCGCAAUAAUCGUAUACUUACCCUAGGAACAUUCAAACCGAGUGACAGGAAAAUUUUCAAUGGCCUGAAGAGCGGUGAGGCUCCGGUUAACGCGAUUCCGACUGCUAACGGCUUCAAUUUUAAGUCCGUUGAUGUUCAAGGUGGUGGAAAUUCUAUAUGUAUCUCAAAUUUUAUAUUCAAAGGCAGCGAGUCACAGGCUCGUGCUGACCAGAUAUUCCUUCCGAUCGGUAACCUUGGCAGAAUCUGUGGCUUCAAAUGGAACUGGGGCACGAAUCUUGGUGGCCAACGACAGGAAUGUAUUUGGUUAAAUAGCGAUACUGAUAAUGGCGCAAAAUCUUUAAGAGUACUUCACCUCGACAUGGAAAAAAUUGCCGAUAUCUUCAACUCUGGCACGACCGAAGAACUCAAAGCUGUUAAUGAAACUACGCUUUGUUCACUUUUUGGAGAUAGCUUCGGCACCAUAGCAAAUUUUAAUGACUGUGCACGAUCUCCUGGUGAUGAAAUUAAGGCAAGAGAUAUCAGUACCAGCUCUAUACCACUCGUUGAUAUAGAUUCUAAAGAUUUUUUAAGCUCUUCUUCGUCUGGAACAUUUUCCGGAGCAGGCUUUAUGUCUAGAGAUCAUAAAGUAUUUGAGAGUAAGAGCAAAUUAUUUAGCGAAGUCACUUUCCGACAAGAAACCGUCUCUAGGAAAAAGAAGCGUUCAAUGAGUCCCAUAGGAACAAAAAAUGGCGAGUUUAAUCCGAUUCUCCAAUCAAGAAGCCUAAGAUCAAAGCUCAACAGAUUAAAAUCAAAAGCAAGGAAAUUGAAAAAGCUGGAUAAAAUAAUUAAAAGAGAGAGUGGUGACAAUACUAUCACAGUUAAUCAAUGCAAGGCAACUGUAGACGGUAGCGUACCACUUUGCAAAACUCAGAAUAUGGUCGCCCAAGUUUAG